GUAAUUGCAAAUGUAAGGGGUCAAAAAUCCAAAAGAAGCCUACUUGUUUCUUCUUCCAAGAUGUAACGACGGAGAGCAUGCAGUUGAGGAAUUUCGAUAAAUAAAUAAAUAAAUAAAAUGUGAGAUGUCACCUAACUAACUAGCCAGCAUAGCAUAGAUUUGGAAAUGGGAAUCAUAAUUUGACUCUCUUCUUCCAUGGUCAGAGUCUGAGAUCAGAGACUCAGUCACUGAGAAAGGGAAUUAGGGUUUUGAUCUAUGAAUUUGGAUUCGAUCUAAUAGAAAGAGAGAAAUGAAUGUGGAGAGAUCGUCGCUGUGCAACUGCGUUGUCAACUUUCUGUUGGAAGAGAAUUACCUUCUUACUGCAUUUGAGCUUCUUCACGAGCUUCUCGAGGAUGGCCACGACGACCAAGCCAUUCGACUCAAACAAUACUUCUCCGAUCCCUCACUCUUCCCUCCCGAUUCUAUCUCUCGCCUCAACUCUCUUCGAGUCGCAGAUCCUCAGACUUUGCUGGAAGAGAAAGAAGCAGCAGAAGAAAAGUUGGCCAUUAGUGAUUAUGAACUGCGUUUGGCUCAAGAGGACAUCUUAAAACUGAAGAGUGAGUUGCAGAAGAAAGCGGAAAAUGUUCAUGAAUUAAAUGGUACACAGUUAAGUGCAGAUGUUUCAGUGGAAGACAGGCAACAACUUCAACAACAAAAGAAUAAUACUUCCUUCAUUGAUUUGGGUCCAUUAAAAGAAACAGAACGUCGAGAUCUUAACUGUGCUGUAAAGGAAUAUUUGCUUAUAGCUGGUUACCGUCUUACUGCUAUGACAUUUUAUGAAGAGGUUACAGACCAGAACUUGGACAAUUGGGACAAUACACCUGCAUCUGUCCCAGAUGCCUUGCGUCAUUAUUAUUAUCAGUAUCUUUCAUCAACUUCAGAGGCUGCUGAGGAAAAAUUUUCUCUAAUUAAAGAAAAUGAAUCAUUGCUGAAUGCAAACAAGAGGCUGAAUCAAGAAAAAGAGAUCUUGUUGAGGAACAAAGAUUCGGCAGAUGCUCAAAUAGUAGCAUUAACUAAGUCAUUGGAUGCAAUGCAGAAAGAUCUUAAAGAAAAAGAGAACAUGGUGCAAGUUUUAAUGCAAUCCCUGGAGCACCAAAGAAAGGAGCUCAAUGAUUGCAGAUCUGAGAUCACUUCCUUGAAAAUGCAUAUUGAAGGGUCUCACUCAGGAAAUAAUAUGGUUGCCAGCGAUGUUAAUAAUGUUCAAUCUGAAUCUGUGGAGAGGUAUAAGGAAGAAAUUAAAAAAUUGCAGAUGGAAAAUGAAUGGUUGAAGGGAAAAAAUAUAGAAACUACUGUACCUGGAAAAAUUGUUGUUUCUGAAAAUGAAAAUUUGCAGACAGACGAUAAAGUGAUUGAAAUUCAUGAAGAUCGAGGAGCAAUAUCUAACCCUGCUGAUGUGGCUCUGGGGGUUGUACGCAAUGAAGAUGCUGAAUCACCAGUUGUUCAAACUCUUAAUAAGUAUACUGAUAAACAUGGGGAUACAUUGCCUGAGUUAUUUAACCCUGCAAAUUCAAAUAGUGCUUUUGAAAAUAUAAAAGAUGUCUCUGAACAAAAUGUUGGGCAACAAGCAGAGGAUAACAGCUUACUUGUAAAAUCAGACAGUGUGACUGUGAAUGAUGAAGCAGGAUCUGGGAGGAUGGGCUUAGGAACCAUUCAGAUACUUGCAGACGCUUUGCCUAAAAUUGUUCCUUAUGUGUUGAUCAACCAUCGUGAGGAGCUCCUUCCUCUAAUAAUGUGUGCAAUUGAGCGCCACCCAGAUAGUAGCACUCGAGAUUCUUUGACCCACACCUUGUUUAAUUUAAUCAAGCGUCCUGAUGAACAACAGAGACAAAUAAUAAUGGAUGCAUGUGUCAGCCUUGCAAAGAAUAUUGGACAGAUGAGAACAGAAACAGAAUUGCUACCGCAGUGUUGGGAACAAAUCAGUCACAUGUACGAGGAGCGUAGACUGCUUGUUGCUCAAUCAUGUGGAGAGCUUGCAGAAUUUGUACGGCCUGAGAUUCGCGAUUCUCUUAUUUUAUCUAUUGUGCAGCAACUAAUAGAAGAUUCUGCCAGUGUUGUUAGAGAGGCUGCUGCUCGUAAUCUGGCUAUGCUGCUUCCACUUUUCCCAAACAUAGAUAAAUAUUUCAAGGUGGAGGAUUUGAUGUUCCAAUUGGUAUGUGAUCCAUCAGGAGUGGUGGUGGAAACUACUCUCAAGGAAUUGGUUCCUGCAGUUAUGAAGUGGGGAAACAAAUUAGAUCAUGUUUUGAGAGUUUUGCUUUCUCAUAUUUUAAGCUCUGCCCUGCGUUGUCCACCUCUUUCUGGGGUUGAAGGGUCCGUGGAGUCAAAUCUCCGUGUCUUGGGUGAAAGAGAGCGCUGGAAUAUAGAUGUUCUGUUGAGAAUGCUGGUGGAAUUGCUAUGUUUUGUGUACCAGAAAGUAAUUGAGACAUGCCCCUUUUUGUCCAUCACAGAAACCACCCAAGCUGUGUUGUCUACGGCAUUGCUUGAAUCGUAUGCUAGGGGACAAGUUGAAUGGGAUGCAUUUGAAUGGAUGCAUGUUGAGUGCUUUCCUAAUUUGUUACAGUUGGCUUGCUUGUUACCUCAGAAAGAAGAUAAUUUACGAAGUCGAAUUUCAAAGUUUCUUUUAUCUGUUUCUGAAAGGUUUGGGGAUUCGUACGUGACAUGCAUAAUGCUUCCAGUAUUUUUAACAGCAGUUGGGGAUGAUGUCGAUUUGAAAUUUUUUCCCACUGCUGUCCACUCAAGAAUUAAAGGUUUGAAACCAAGGUCUGCUGUUGGUGAUAAGCUCUCUGCAAUGUGUGUCCUUCCGCUUCUAUUAGCUGGGGUUUUGAGUGCUCCUGGAAAACAUGAACAAUUAACUGAAUAUUUGAGGAAACUGCUACUAGAAGAUCAUUCCAUGCAGAAUUCAUCAACCAAGCACACUCCUGAGAUUAUUAAUGCCAUCCGCUUCAUUUGCAUAAAUGAAGAAAACCAUGGUAUGAUAUUUAAUAUACUAUGGGAAAUGGUUGUCAGCUCUAACGUCAACAUGAAAAUAAAUGCUGCCAAAUUGCUGAGAGUUAUUGUACCAUAUAUUGAUGCAAAGAUUGCUUCAACACAUGUUUUGCCUGCUCUAGUUACUCUUGGAUCUGACCAGAACCUGAAUGUAAAGUAUGCCAGCAUAGAUGCAUUUGGUGCUGUGGCUCAACACUUCAAAAAUGAGAUGAUUGUUGACAAGAUACGUGUUCAAAUGGAUGCCUUUCUUGAAGAUGGUUCCCAUGAAGCUACUAUUGCUGUUAUUCGUGCAUUGGUGGUUGCUGUACCAAAUACAACUGAAAGACUUAGAGAUUAUCUUUUGUCCAAGAUUUCCCAACUUACAGCUAUGCCAAAUUUAGCUAGUGAUUUGAUGCGUCGACGAGAGAGAGCCAAUGCAUUUUGUGAGGCAAUCCGUGCACUGGAUGCUACAGAUCUUCCUGCAAAUAGCAUUCGGGACUUAUUCCUGCCUGCUAUACAGAACCUCUUGAAAGACUUGGAUGCACUUGAUCCAGCACACAAAGAAGCUCUUGAAAUUAUUAUGAAGGAAAGAUCAGGGGGAACUUUUGAGACUAUUAGUAAGGUGAUGGGUGCUCACCUUGGCCUUCCAUCGUCAGUCAGCAGCUUCUUUGGUGAUGGUGGGUUGCUCGGAAAGAAAGAAACAACAGAGCCACCAUCAGAAGCAAAUGUGUCCCCCAAGGCUGCCACACCAUUGCCCGCAGAGGACACUAGAUUCAGGCGCAUCAUGCUGGGAAAUUUUAGUGAUAUGCUUCGUGGCAAGGCAAAAGCUCAAGAGGAAGGUCAAAACCAAUAAGAUGCCUUUUUGCAAGGUAAAUUUUGCCCAUUCUGAUACAUCUGAUGAAGGUAACUGUGUCCCAUAUAUACAACAACGAAGACUUGUCUCAAUAGGUCAGAUUGGCUACUGUUGUUCCCAAAUAUUAGUGACAUUUUUUUGGCGAUUUUUCUGGAAUAGAAGAUGAAAAUAUAAAUAAAUAUUGCAUUGCAGUUUUGUCGUAUUUUUAUUGGAUAUGAUCUAUUAGGCCCUUGGGUCGGGGACUGGAGAGAUUUGAUUGAGGAGCGCGGUAGAAUCUGUAAAUUGUCGUAUGAAUUAGGCUUUUCGUAAGCCUUUUACAGGAAUUACAUUAAUGGUGGAUCUUUAUUUU
Messenger RNA from Abrus precatorius (Indian licorice), 4202 nucleotides. Its product is annotated as RAB11-binding protein RELCH. Gene Ontology annotation, biological process: intracellular cholesterol transport. Lineage: Eukaryota; Viridiplantae; Streptophyta; Magnoliopsida; Fabales; Fabaceae. Gene Ontology annotation, cellular component: recycling endosome; trans-Golgi network. The transcript is spliced from 20 exons. The record is from RefSeq and is a predicted model, not a curated record. Gene Ontology annotation, molecular function: protein binding. Bases 290 to 3853 code for a protein of 1187 amino acids.